This is a messenger RNA of Thunnus maccoyii (southern bluefin tuna), 7832 nucleotides long. RefSeq names its product sarcoplasmic/endoplasmic reticulum calcium ATPase 2. Gene Ontology annotation, molecular function: ATP hydrolysis activity; ATP binding; P-type calcium transporter activity. Gene Ontology annotation, biological process: intracellular calcium ion homeostasis; calcium ion transmembrane transport. NCBI's taxonomy places the organism in Eukaryota, Metazoa, Chordata, Actinopteri, Scombriformes, Scombridae. The record is from RefSeq and is a predicted model, not a curated record. Gene Ontology annotation, cellular component: membrane. The transcript has 25 exons. Bases 142 to 3438 code for a protein of 1098 amino acids.
CAUAAGACAUCUGCCCUCUGCUAUCUCCCAUGUGGUCAACACACUGACAUGCAUUUUCCUUAGUCUUUUUAUAACUGACCUGACAUAACACACUCUCUUUCUUUCACUCUUUACGAGAUUCGCAAGAGAGAGAAAGAAUGAAUGUGUUCUGCAGUAUUCCCAAGAGAGGAAAAAUCCAACACAGGCUGGUGGACAGACGACCUCUCUGGGAAGCAACCUGUUCAUCUCCGGAGGAUUAACGUGAUGGAUAAUGCUCAUACUAAGACGGUGGAGGAAGUUCUAGGCUUCUUCAGUGUAAAUGAGUCUACAGGUCUGAGCUGUGAGCAGCUGAAGAAGACCAGGGAGAGAUGGGGACCCAACGAAUUGCCAGCUGAAGAAGGGAAGUCACUUUGGGAACUGGUCUUGGAACAGUUUGAGGAUCUGUUGGUUCGAAUCUUGCUGCUGGCUGCGUGCAUCUCCUUUACGCUGGCUUGGUUCGAAGAAGGGGAGGGGACAAUCACAGCCUUUGUUGAACCCUUCGUCAUCCUCCUCAUCCUCAUCGCCAAUGCUAUUGUAGGAGUAUGGCAGGAGCGUAAUGCAGAGAAUGCCAUUGAGGCUCUGAAGGAGUACGAGCCAGAGAUGGGCAAAGUCUACCGACAAGACAAGAAGAGCGUCCAGAGAGUCAGAGCCCGAGAUAUUGUUCCUGGAGAUAUUGUGGAAGUCGCCGUUGGUGACAAGGUACCAGCUGACAUCAGGCUGACUUCCAUCCGUUCCACCACUCUGAGAGUGGACCAGUCCAUCCUGACGGGGGAGUCUGUCUCAGUGCUUAAACACACAGACCCUGUACCAGAUCCCCGAGCUGUCAACCAGGACAAGAAGAACAUGCUUUUCUCUGGUACCAACAUUGCAGCGGGGAGAGCCAUCGGGGUUGUCGUGGCGACAGGGGUGCAGACGGAGAUCGGAAAAAUCCGAGAUGAGAUGGCCUCUACUGACCCUGAAAGGACCCCACUACAACAGAAACUAGACCAGUUUGGAGAGCAGCUGUCUAAGGUGAUUAGUGUGAUCUGCGUGGCGGUGUGGGCCAUCAAUGUGGGGCAUUUUAAUGAUCCCGUCCAUGGAGGCAGCUGGCUUAGAGGAGCUGUUUACUAUUUCAAGAUCGCUGUGGCACUGGCUGUUGCUGCCAUACCAGAAGGCCUCCCAGCAGUCAUCACUACCUGCCUGGCCCUGGGAACCAGGAGGAUGGCCAGAAAGAACGCUAUCGUCCGCAGCCUGCCAUCAGUGGAGACGCUGGGUUGCACUUCUGUCAUCUGCUCCGACAAGACAGGAACACUGACCACCAACCAGAUGUCAGUCUGCAGGUUGUUUGUUGUAGACAGUGUGUCAGGGGAGCGCUGCAGCCUGAGCGAGUUCACAGUGACUGGAUCUACUUAUGCCCCUGAAGGGGAAGUCUACAAGGACGGCUCAGUGGUGAAGUGCAGUCAGUAUGAAGGCCUGGUGGAGAUGGCCUCCAUCUGCGCACUGUGCAAUGACUCAUCACUGGACUACAACGAGGCAAAGGGUGUGUAUGAGAAGGUCGGGGAAGCAACAGAGACUGCCCUCUGCUGUCUGGUGGAGAAAAUGAAUGUCUUUGACACCGACCUGAGAGGACUGAGUCCACCUGAGAGAGCUACAGCAUGCUGCUCUGUGAUUAAGCAACUGAUGAGGAAGGAGCUGACACUGGAGUUCUCCAGAGACAGGAAGUCCAUGUCUGUCUUCUGUUCAUCAAAUAAACUCACCAGGUCUGCAUCUGGUGCCAAGAUGUUUGUCAAGGGAGCUCCAGAGAGUGUGCUGGAGCGCUGUAAUUAUAUCCGGGUCAGUGGUUCUGUUCGUGUGCCUUUGAGCUCAGCAGCUCGAGAACAGCUCCUGUCCACCGUGCGGGAGUGGGGCUCGGGACGAGACACACUCAGGUGCCUUGCCAUGGCAACCAGGGACUCGCCACCUGACAUCCACUGCCUCAACCUGGAGAACUCAGCUGCCUUUGCUGAUUAUGAGUCGGACCUGACCUUUGUGGGCUGUGUGGGCAUGUUGGACCCCCCCAGGAAAGAGGUGCUCGGUGCAGUGCGAAUGUGUCGGCAGGCUGGAAUACGAGUCAUCAUGAUCACAGGUGAUAACAAGGGCACAGCCCUGUCUAUCUGCCGGCGAGUGGGCAUCAUUACAGAGCAGGAAGAGGAGCAGGAGGGUGCAGGGGCAAAUGGGGGCCUGACGGGGCGGGAGUUUGACGAGUUGCCCCCUCACCUGCAACGUCAGGCCUGCCAGACAGCACGCUGCUUCGCCCGGGUAGAACCGGCACACAAGAGCCGCAUAGUGGAGUACCUGCAGAGCCUGAGUGACAUCACUGCCAUGACAGGUGACGGGGUGAAUGAUGCUCCGGCGUUGAAGAAAGCAGAGAUCGGCAUCGCUAUGGGCAGUGGCACAGCGGUGGCCAAGUCGGCCUCUGAGAUGAUCCUUGCUGAUGACAACUUCUCCACCAUCGUGGCUGCUGUGGAGGAGGGCAGAGCCAUUUACAACAACAUGAAACAGUUCAUCAGAUACCUGAUAUCAUCCAACAUAGGAGAGGUGGUCUGUAUUUUUCUGACUGCUGCACUGGGCAUGCCAGAAGCGCUGAUCCCAGUCCAGCUGCUGUGGGUCAACUUAGUCACCGAUGGUUUCCCAGCAACCGCGCUGGGCUUCAACCCUCCUGACCUAGACAUCAUGUCCCGCCCUCCCCGCUCCCCCAAAGAGCCUCUUAUCUCCAGCUGGUUGUUCUGUCGCUACCUCAUCGUCGGAUGUUAUGUGGGAGCAGCCACUGUCGGAGCUGCUGCCUGGUGGUUCAUGGCAGCCCAUGACGGACCGAAACUCUCCUUCUAUCAACUGUCCCACUACCUGCAGUGCAGUGAAGGCCACAUGGAGUUUGCUGGUGUGCAGUGUUCAGUCUUUGAGUCUCCGUAUCCUAUGACCAUGGCCCUGUCUGUAUUGGUUACCAUAGAGAUGUGCAACGCCUUGAACAGUCUGUCAGAGAACCAGUCCCUGCUGAAAAUGCCUCCCUGGUCCAACCCCUGGCUGGUGGGGGCCAUCUGUCUGUCCAUGGCUCUACACUUCCUCAUUCUAUAUGUUGACCCACUGCCAAUGAUAUUCCAGAUACGCCCUCUGUCAUGGCCUCAGUGGGUGGUAGUGUUGAAGAUGUCACUUCCUGUCAUCCUGAUGGACGAGGCCCUCAAGUUCCUAGCACGCAACUACAUUGAACCAGGAAGCCAGUUCCAGACAUUGGAAGAGGAAGAGGAGCUGCAGAGGAUGAGCGCCAACACAGGACUCAUCAGCGCCAUUACAACAAGGCUUCGUCAUUCCGUGAAGGGCGUGUCCUGGUCAUUUGUUCUAAUCUCUGCACCGUUAGUGAUCUGGAUCUUCAGCCUGGACUCAGACAUCACCAACAUCUUCUGGUAGUGUCAGGAGAAAGAGAGGAUGGGUGGACUGUGGGGGGAGACAGUGAAAGACAGGAGACUGAAAGAAGGAAGUCUGUGAGAAAGAAUGACUAUUCAAAAGAAAAAUACAGAAGAUGGGGGGAUGGAAUGUGUUAGGGUGAGAUGAGGUAGAGAAACAAGAAGCACGCAAGGAAAGCAAAACAUGCUGACACACGAGAAUGUAAGGGAUAAAAGAGUGAAAUAUUUAGCCUAUAGACAAUCAGAAAAACAAGAAAGAAAGUGAAAGGCAGUUUAAGACCAUCACUUCCUCAAAACUAAAAGGUGCUCUGUGUAGCUAAUUGUCUCUCUCACAUUUUAUGUAAAUAUAUUUGUACCUGCACACCCUUUUUGUCUCUAUGGCUUCUGGUCUAUUUGUCAGAAUUGCAUAUAUCGCUGACAAUAUACUUCCAAAACUAAUGACCAUAGCAUGCCGACCUGCUAAAACUAUAAUACUAAAGGUUAGCUGAUAAACAUUAGCAGGUUAGCAAGCUAACUUUAAAAUGCUUGUGUUUUUUAAAAAACAAAAAGCAGAAUAAAAUCCAGUUAAAACUGUGCAGUUAAUAUUGUUACUGGAAUAAAGUUUCACUUUACUUUUACAAAACAAAACAUUCAGCAUUUAGUCUUCCCUCCAAAUUUGACCCAGUGACACACAAUGUAAAAACAGUCUAGAUACAGUAUGUGGUUUUUUGGCUGGUCACAGGUUGCAUUUAUCUUAGACUAAUAUUCCUUUCUUUAUAGUGACCAGGACUGUGUUGCACCAGCUUUUCAUCAAUUCUUCACUAAGUUUGUGUGUAAAGUCCUUCCUAAAUUCUUAGUAAGUGGCUUCAAACUAGUGAGUUACUAAAUUCAGUUGUACAAUUAAAACCUAAGAGGUAUCUGGUCAAGACUUCAUUAAUGUGUAAUUGGAUGCUGGGAAACAUCUGUCGUGCUCUCAGAUCAAAUGCAAUCAACAGAAGGUAAUUGUCACACAACAUAGCCUGUGAAAAUUUCAGUUCAAGGAGGAAAAGCAAUAUGAGCUAGCUUGACAGUCUUUUGUAAAUGUUGGAAUUUAGGUAUGCAUGGUGACUUUUCUUUUGUCAUACAUGAAUACAUUUAGAAAUCUGUGUUUCACAGUUAGUAGUAUUCAUGGAGUUUAGAGUGAGAGGGGAAUUUCAGAUUACGCUAACCUAAACAGCAUUAUUUGGUUAUUAGCAUAACAUUUUGUAAAGGUGUAUAGUGGGUUUUUUUUGUUUUUUUGUGUAUGAAAUUUAAUUUAGUCUUUCCAGUUUAACCAAUUAUAAACUGCAUUUUUUGAAGUGUCAGGUCAGAUAUGUCAACUGUAUUCCAUUUUAGCUCUUUUACUCUUCACUCUAAGCUUGUAAUGUCUUAGCAAGCUAACGUUAGUUCGGUCAGUUAGCUAGUUUGGUUACCUAAGCAACAGUUACACCUGUCAGUUAAGAACUAAUUUAUACGAAAGUAUAAAACUAGUUUGUGUGGUGCAGUCUGUUUUAAUUUAGUGGUGUUUAAAUCUCUUCGAGAAAACUUACAUUAUAAUGAGGCUAAGUUUGAAUUUACAAAGGGCUGGUGGAACUGAUCACUGACAAAGUAAAAAAAAUAACCAGUACUUAAAGUGAGGGCAAAGUUUAGAGAAAAGUCCGAUAAGUAAUCCCCAGGUUAGGAACCACUGAUGUAGAUGUUUGCUGUUAAUCCUAACAGCAUGAUGAUGAUAUAUUGAUGGUGAAAAUGCUACACAUAGCACCUUUUAGAUGAGAAUUUCUGGUUGAAAAAUUUUUGGAUUAGGUAGAAGAAAGAGAGAAGCUCCAAGUGGCCCAGAAUCACACACACACACACACAUGCAUACACACACCAGCUUUACAUCUGUACUGUAAUUUCCCACCAAUAAUUGGUGGUCAGAAACAGGUGAUGAGGCCAAACAACUAGAUGUACAGUAGAGUCCCCCAACUGGCUGCUCUGACAGUCUUUAUGCUGCAAUGCAGAAACAUUCAGUCACAUUACGUUAGAACUUCAUUGUAGAUAAUGUACAUGAGAGGAAAACAAGCAUUUAACCUGUGAAGGAAGACUGUUAGCAGACCAUUACAGAACAUAUGUCAAUACACGUCACACAUUUCUGACAAGUUAAAGAGUGGAAGUUCAGUCCUGGUCUGUACUGUAACUAGUUCAUUCUGCAGAGACUCAGACAUGUCCUGCAGAGUUUGUUCAUGUAGGUUCUGUGUACAGCUGGGUGUCUACAGGUUCACAUCGAAGUAAAGUUCAAGAUAGCAUUUAUAAUCUUAAAGGCCAUUCACUUAGACCUUUCUUCUCAUAGAUCUACAGUUCAGUAUGUUUCAUUUUCUUUUCUGUUGAUUGUUACUGACACUGAAAAGGUCUUAAAAGUGACUUGACCAGGCUUCAGCUGGUUCUCUAGACAUCCCAAGGCUUCAUAGAAUGACUGAAGCUGGAUUUAAGCCUUCACAUCAGGAUGAAUGAGUCAAGUGUGUUUGAUUAGUUAAGAAAUGAUUAUUAUAUUAUAGAUAGAGAUGUUACACUCCGCAUCUAAACAAUGUGGAUCGACUGCUACAUGUAUGUAAGCUAGGUGGAUUAAUGUGGGUCUUUCUUUCAUGUUAAGGUUUUAAAUAUACUGUAUGUGUAUGUGCUUGAUACAAUACAACACUGUUUUCAAUUUUAGUUACUUCCUUUUUCUUUUUCUUUUUUUUUUUAUACUUUUUUCCUCCCCAUGCCUGUUUACCACAGAAACUGCCUCUGCUAGUUUACUGAAAAUGAAUUCAGAUGCAGGAUUUCAAUUUGACAACUAAUGCUUUUAGUGGAGCUGUAAUACACAGAUUCCUACAAAUGUUACCACAACUCAUACAGUAGGUCUGACAGUGAGCAAGUGUUUCAUUUAAAUGUGUUUUUUUGGGUUUUUUUUGGCAAAUGUCAGUGACUUGUCUGCCAUUUUCUCCAGUGAUACCACUGUGACAUCUCAUUCUGUUUGCUAUUGAUGGGAUUUUUAUAUGUUAAAAAAGCAUUAGUCAUUUUUUGUUGUACAUCACAUAUGGCCCUGUUGACCACGUAUUGCAGUUUACUGUUAUGAAAAAAAGUGGAUAUUUUGAGAAUAAAGUAAUUUUGAGUAAAAGUCGUGAGCAAAAAGUCAAAAUAUUACAAUAUAAAGUCGUAAUUUUAUGUACACAGUACAUUCAAUAUCCUAAAAUCUAUGAUAAUAAGAAGCUUUUUGGUGAAAUUUAUGAAACUGCAGGUCAUUGUUUAGUAAUAUUGAACAAAAUUUUUGGCUAUUAUUUUUGUUCAAUUGCAACUUAACUUUAAUAUUCAGACUUUUUCAAAAUUACUUUUUUCUCAUAAUGGUAUGACUUUCUCCUAAAAUUGUGACUUUAUUCUUGUGACAUUGUACCUUUUUUCUAAAUUACAAUUUUACUCUCAUCGUGACCUUUUUUGAAAAUUGUGACUUUUUCUUCGGAUAAAGACUUUAUUGUCACAACAGUACAACUUUUUCUCAAAAUAUUUCAACUUUAUUCUCUGCAUUUUUUUCUCUAACAAUAGUCCUAACUGUCCUAAGCCUUUUAUGAUAUAAUCUAAUGAAAAUGUAAACCGAUUGCAUUAGAAAGGAAAACAUUACAUUUUCUGAUGUCAAAAUCUCUAAUGGAGGUGCUCGACCAACUCACCUCUUGAAAAGUCAUGACCUGUUGUGGAAACACAGUAGAGUUCUGUGUGUUUUUGUUUUGUUUUUUUAAUUGAAGCUUUAUUUUAGUCACUACUAUUCUUUGUUAUUUAUCCAAAACCAUAAAGAAGCCUCUGCUUCUGUGCUGCCCACAGUUCUGCCUCAUUUUUCUGUUUUGUUGCAAUAAGAUAUUUUCUUUUUGAUACCACUAAGGCAGGAUAAACACAUGUAGAUGCACCUAAGAAUGAGAUACUAUUUAUUUUUCAUUUUUAUUAUUAAUAUGUUUCUUGUUGGCAGUGACGACAGCCCUGCUGCAACAAAUCCCCGGUGUUCCAACUUUGUUUACGCUGUUGUUUUCUUUGUUAAUGUUAUUAACAUUAUUCUUCCUAUUAGCUCACACCCACGUCUGUAGGAGUAGAAUGAGUAAAAGGAGGUUUAUACAGAGCAGCAUAAGGUUCCUAACUGACUCGCCUGUUUAAAUAAAGGUUCAAUUGAAGAACUUGAUAAAAUAUAUAUUUAUUUUCUUCAUGUUUCCCUCUCUUCAUCUCUGUUCCCUCAUCAAUGGCUAACCAACAACAUUUCCAUUAAGAGCCAAACAAGGGAACCCCGUUUUGUAGUUUUUAAUUCAAACUUUUUUCUUGUUCAUUCUACUCUUGGAGAGUUUGUUGUCAUGGGAAAUGAUGUUACAGGAUGAAAACAACAAUAAAUUACAAAAUGGUUGAGAA